Molecule: messenger RNA, 1525 nt
Organism: Micropterus dolomieu (smallmouth bass)
Lineage: Eukaryota; Metazoa; Chordata; Actinopteri; Centrarchiformes; Centrarchidae
Product: growth arrest and DNA damage-inducible protein GADD45 beta-like
Exons: 4
Coding region: 123-584 (153 amino acids)
Biological process (GO): regulation of cell cycle
Cellular component (GO): cytoplasm; nucleus
Source: RefSeq, a predicted model, not a curated record
AGUGUGUCGUAACGUUGCCAACAACAAACUCUCCUGCAGAGACUGGAGACGCUUAGGGAAUAUUCAAACCACCGGACUACUGUCACGCGUUUCUCACUGGGUUUCAUUUUUGAUUUGCAAACAUGAUUCCAGAGGAAAGCUUUGGGUCCAUCGAGAACAGGAUGCAUUCUGUAGGUCUGGCUCUGGAGGAGUUGCUGGUGACAGCUCAGAAACAAGACUGCUUGACCAUUGGUAUCUAUGAAUCCGCUAAACUUCUUAAUGUAGACCCAGACAGUGUGGUCCUGUGUGUUCUGGCAGCUGACGAUGCAAACGACGUGGCGCUGCAGAUACACUUCACCCUGCUACAGUCCUUCUGUUGUGACAGUGGCCUUACCAUCCUGCGAGUCUCAGGAGUUCAGCGGCUCCAGCAGCUGCUGGGUGCUGUGGAUGCCAACAGAAACCAGGAAGAGCACGGAGACCUCCACUGCAUGCUGGUUACGAACCUCCAGGCCAAUCACUGUAGGCUACAAGAGGUGGGGACCUACUGCCAGGAGAGCCGACGCCUUAACCAGUGGGUGCCUGAACUAGCCCUGCAGGAACGGUGAAGGGUCUGGCACCCACAUACACCAACAAACACAGGAGCUUCCUGGAUUCACAUACUGAUGAACUGAAGAAUCCGUUGUUGCUCACUCAGGGAUGGCCCAGAGUGAUCUCGGGCAGGUGGGCUGUCCUGACUGAUGACCUUCAGUGACUAGUGAAACAGUCAAGAGUUGAGACUGGUUAACAAAAUCUGUUUUGUGCAAAAGAUACAGACCGAAAAGCAGAUUCCCAACCAGGCCACAUUAUUUUUACAUUGUCAGUAAAACUAGAUUAAGCUUCUAUUUUGUGCUUCUGUUUGGGUACUCAACAAUGUUUAUGGGGUGUGACAAUCACAAGAGUACUAGUAGUAUUGACAGAAACAUGUCCACACCCUGACUUUUACCUGAGAGACCAGUCUGAUUCUGGGAACUGGAAGGAAUGCUGUAAUGAAACUGUGCCCAACAUUCCUGUGUAUUCUGACAUGGGAGAGUCCUUGGAGAGAACGUGUGUGUAAAUGCGUGGUAUGCUUGUACAAUACACGGAUCUUUCUUUAGAAAAGACUGGGCGUGCAGCGUGUGCAUUCUUGAAAUGAGCAGCUGAACCUGUGGAAGAAUUGUCACCAUGGAAACUGAAAUUGAAAUUAUGUCCAAGUAAAGUCACGCAGGAUUUAUUGGCCAAAGACAAUUGCAAAAGGGUUGCAGAACUUGAUGUUUUUGGUCAAAGGGAGAUACAGGACAGACAAUAUAAUGAACUGUGUGUGGCUGUAAAUUCUUAUUGUGCUGCAAAAGAAACCUCAGUCAAUAUCUUUGUGCUUUUUUUUUUAAGAGCGCUGCUUUGUUGACAAAAUGCUGUUAAACUAAUACAGUGCUACUGCAGUAAUUUAUUGAUUGUAUCAGUUGUUUGUGUAGCUAUUUAUGGUCUAAUUUUGUGCUCUGUUAAAUGAGUCAAUAAAUUAUUGUAUUCAUAA